Emys orbicularis (European pond turtle) is the source of this 2559-nucleotide messenger RNA. It is a transcript of the gene NLGN3, whose product is annotated as neuroligin 3. Bases 1 to 2559 code for a protein of 852 amino acids. Lineage: Eukaryota; Metazoa; Chordata; Testudines; Emydidae. The record is from RefSeq and is a predicted model, not a curated record. Gene Ontology annotation, molecular function: neurexin family protein binding; signaling receptor activity. Gene Ontology annotation, cellular component: synapse; cell surface; postsynaptic specialization membrane. The transcript has 7 exons. Gene Ontology annotation, biological process: presynaptic membrane assembly; chemical synaptic transmission; postsynaptic membrane assembly.
AUGUGGCUGAUACUUCAGAGAAACCCGUCCUUGUCCCCUGUUCUCCAAGUGCCUGAGUUGGCUGCAGGCCGGGACCUUUGCCUCGUGCUCUGGGUUCUAAGCUUGGCCAUUGUACAGAUGGAUGGCCAGGUCUACUCCCCGACUGUCAACACGCACUAUGGGAAGUUACGAGGGGUCCGGAUUCCGCUGCCUAGCGAGAUUCUGGGUCCUGUGGAUCAAUACCUGGGGGUGCCUUAUGCAGCCCCUCCUGUUGGGGAGAAGAGGUUCAUGCCCCCUGAGCCACCCUCCUCCUGGUCUGGAAUAAGGAAUGCUACCCACUUCUCACCAGUCUGCCCUCAGAACAUCCACAGUGCAGUCCCGGAGAUCAUGCUGCCCGUCUGGUUCACGUCCAAUCUGGAUAUAGUUGCCACAUACAUUCAGGAUCCCAAUGAGGACUGCCUGUACCUCAACAUUUACAUUCCCACCGAGGAUGUAAAACGGAUUUCCAAGGAAUGCGCCCGAAAGCCCAACAAGAAAAUAUGUAGGAAAGGAGGAGCCAGCGCUAAGAAACAGGGCGAGGACUUAGCGGAUAAUGACGGGGAUGAAGACGAAGACAUUCGUGACAGUGGGGCCAAGCCCGUGAUGGUUUAUAUCCAUGGCGGCUCCUACAUGGAGGGCACAGGGAACAUGAUUGAUGGCAGCAUCCUGGCCAGCUACGGCAACGUCAUCGUCAUCACCCUCAACUACCGCGUGGGUGUGCUAGGAUUCCUGAGCACCGGGGACCAGGCAGCCAAGGGGAACUAUGGGCUGCUGGAUCAGAUCCAGGCGCUGCGCUGGAUCAGUGAAAAUAUUGCCUUCUUCGGGGGGGACCCCCUGCGAAUCACUGUCUUUGGCUCUGGCAUCGGCGCCUCCUGCGUCAGUCUGCUCACUCUCUCCCACCACUCAGAAGGUCUCUUCCAAAGAGCCAUCAUCCAGAGUGGCUCUGCUCUCUCCAGCUGGGCAGUCAACUACCAGCCUGUGAAGUAUACCAGCCUGCUGGCCGACAAGGUAGGCUGCAACGUGCUGGACACUGUGGACAUGGUGGAUUGUCUGCGACAGAAGAGUGCCAAGGAGCUGGUAGAGCAAGAUAUCCAGCCAGCCCGCUACCACGUGGCCUUUGGGCCCGUCAUCGAUGGAGAUGUCAUCCCGGACGACCCUGAGAUCCUGAUGGAGCAGGGCGAGUUCCUGAACUACGACAUCAUGCUGGGGGUGAACCAGGGUGAGGGGCUGAAGUUCGUGGAGGGCGUGGUGGAUCCCGAGGAUGGUGUCUCGGGCAGUGACUUUGACUACUCCGUCUCCAACUUUGUGGAUAACCUAUAUGGCUACCCAGAGGGGAAGGACACCUUGCGGGAGACCAUCAAGUUCAUGUACACAGACUGGGCGGACAGGGACAACCCCGAGACACGUCGCAAAACCCUGGUGGCCCUGUUCACUGACCACCAGUGGGUGGAGCCGUCAGUGGUGACGGCUGACCUGCAUGCCCGCUACGGCUCCCCAACCUACUUCUACGCCUUCUACCACCACUGCCAGAGCCUCAUGAAACCCGCAUGGUCUGACGCGGCCCAUGGAGACGAGGUGCCUUACGUCUUCGGGAUCCCCAUGAUUGGCCCCACUGACCUCUUCCCUUGCAAUUUCUCCAAGAACGACGUCAUGCUCAGCGCCGUGGUGAUGACCUACUGGACCAACUUCGCCAAGACUGGGGACCCCAACAAGCCUGUCCCCCAGGACACCAAGUUCAUUCACACCAAGGCCAACCGCUUUGAGGAAGUGGCGUGGUCCAAGUACAACCCUCGCGACCAGCUGUACCUGCACAUCGGCCUGAAGCCAAGGGUACGAGACCACUACCGAGCCACCAAGGUGGCCUUCUGGAAGCACCUGGUGCCCCACCUGUACAACCUGCACGACAUGUUCCACUAUACCUCGACCACCACCAAAGUGCCGCCGCCAGACGCCACCCAGAACUCGCACAUCACCCGCCGGCCCAACGGCAAAAUCUGGACUACCAAGCGCCCGGCCAUCUCCCCGGCUUACAACAGCGAGAACCCCAGGGAGAAGUGGAGCCCGGAGCAGGAGGCCGGCACGCUGCUGAUCGAGAACCCCCGGGACUACUCCACCGAGCUGAGCGUCACCAUCGCUGUGGGGGCCUCCCUGCUCUUCCUCAACGUGCUGGCCUUCGCUGCGCUCUACUACCGCAAGGACAAGCGCCGGCAGGACACACACCACCAGCCCAGCCCCCAGCGCAGCGCCCCCAACGACAUUGGCCACACGCCUGAGGAGGAGAUCCCCUCCCUGCAGAUGAACCAGGCCCACCACGAAUGCGAGUCAGGGCAGGCACACGAUGCCCUGCGGCUCACCUCCCUGCCCGACUACACGCUGACCCUGCGCCGCUCCCCAGACGACAUCCCUCUGAUGACCCCCAACACCAUCACCAUGAUCCCCAACUCCCUGGUGGGCCUACAGACCCUGCACCCCUACAACACCUUUGCAGCAGGGUUCAACAGUACGGGGCUCCCGCACUCACACUCCACCACCAGGGUAUAG